GGCGACACUACCCGUUGGGCUCGCCCGGCGCCGUCUUCCCCUCCCUCUCCGCCACACCCCCCUCCUCUCAACCCACGAACACAGCAGAGCAUAAAAAGGGCAGCUUUCGCACGCGCCGCACCCUCUCUCUCCAUCACCAAAUCUGCAACGCGAGAGAGCACAGGGAGGCGUGAUCUACUCUGGUCCCCGUCGCGAGCGGUUCGUCUCCCGUGCGACCCGGCAGCCAUGAACAUGUUCAAGAAGAAGGUCGACCCCAAAGAGGCUCUCAGGACUAGCAAACGAGAGAUGGCGGUCGCCACGCGGGGAGUUGAGCGGGAGAUUGGCUCCCUGCAAAUGGAGGAGAAGAAGCUGGUUGCAGAGAUAAAGAAGACAGCCAAGACUGGAAAUGAGGCGGCAACAAAAAUAUUAGCUAGGCAACUUGUUAGGCUGAGGCAACAAAUCGUCAAUUUGCAAGGCACACGGUCACAGAUCCGUGGAGUAGCUACUCACACACAGGCAAUGUAUGCGGGUACUUCAAUCUCUGCUGGAAUGAAAGGUGCAAGCAAAGCUAUGGCAGCAAUGAAUAAGCAAAUGGAACCUGCAAAACAGAUAAAGGUCGUGAGAGAAUUCCAGAAGCAAUCAACUCAGUUGGACAUGACGCUCGAAAUGAUGUCUGAUGCCAUUGAUGAAACGCUCGACAAAGAUGAGGCUGAAGAGGAAACAGAAGAGCUUACAAGCCAGGUCCUUGAUGAGAUUGGUGUUGAUGUGGCUUCUCAGCUGUCGUCAGCUCCUAAAGGUCGCAUCGGAACAACCAACAAGAAAGUCGACAACAGCCAAGCACGGAAUGGCGCAGUUCCUGCAAGAAACGUUGUUGCACCGCCUGAAUCCUCUGCUGAAGUUGAUGAUCUGGAGAGCCGAUUGGCGUCUCUUCGCCGACUCUGAGCUGCUGGGGGAAAAAAUGCUAUAGUCAUGCAUCUAUAUGUAAAUUUGUUUAGUGAUGACAUGGUUUGUUGACAAAUGUGAUGGUAACUUAAUGUUUGUAAGCAAACAAUUCAAACUGCACAUGAUAUGAUUGAACCUCGUCUUAUCUUCCUUUCUGAAA
Molecule: messenger RNA, 1081 nt
Organism: Phragmites australis (common reed)
Lineage: Eukaryota; Viridiplantae; Streptophyta; Magnoliopsida; Poales; Poaceae
Product: vacuolar protein sorting-associated protein 2 homolog 2-like
Exons: 11
Coding region: 226-921 (231 amino acids)
Biological process (GO): late endosome to vacuole transport; endosome transport via multivesicular body sorting pathway; protein transport
Cellular component (GO): ESCRT III complex; multivesicular body
Source: RefSeq, a predicted model, not a curated record